Molecule: messenger RNA, 453 nt
Organism: Vicia villosa (hairy vetch)
Lineage: Eukaryota; Viridiplantae; Streptophyta; Magnoliopsida; Fabales; Fabaceae
Exons: 3
Coding region: 1-453 (150 amino acids)
Source: RefSeq, a predicted model, not a curated record
AUGAUGGAUUUAAUGGUCUUUAUAGUUGUUUGUUUGAGCCUAACAUAUUGCAAAAUUGAUGCUAGAAGCAAUACUUUAUUAGAAGGGGAAAAUCAUUUCACUCGAUCUAAUAACCUUAGGAAAAUUCAGCAUCAAGUGGACAGAGAUUUUUACUGUGUUGAUAUCUACGAGCAACCUGCUCUACAACACCCUUUACUAAAAAAUCACAAAAUUCAGCUUUAUCCCACCUUUGCAAAGAACGUCAUACAAAGUAGUCUCUCUUAUAGUAAAAUUAUGGAUGGAAAUGCGGAUAAAUGUUUAGCGGGAAAAGUUCCUAUUUACAAAAGGAGAAAAGUUCAUCAAAUUAAUACUAAUUUAUCUUCAAGAUUACAAACGGAUGAUUUUCAGCAGUAUUCAAGAAGUUCUCCUGGCUAUCAUGUAAGUGAUUAUUUUAAUGAACACAUUUCUCGUUAA